CAUAGGCCCCAUCGAUUCAACACAACUGCAUAUAUAAGCACUUACUAAUAAUAAAGCACUGUUUGUAUGUCAUUUUCAUGGAGUGCUAUCGCUAAUACAUAUGGCGUGUCAAGAGGAAAAGCCAAUCAUCUAUACCAUGGAAAACAAGCCGAUUGUAACAUGUGCUGGAGAUCAGGGCUUGUUUACAUCUCUUUAUACCUCAUUGGCUCAACAGCUUCCCAGAGAGCCAAUGGAGUGGAGGAGGACUUAUGGCCGUGCACCAAAAAUGAUCCACCUUGAAGCUAAUUUUGUCCAGUUUAAAGAGGAGUUGCUCCCAAAGGAGGGCAACAAGGCUCUUCUCACCUUCCCCUUCCUCCACAUCUACUGGACUGACUGCUGUGAUACAGAGAUGUAUAAGAGCUCUGUGAAGGAGGACAUGAUCCGCUGGCAGAACAGUUUGAGGACCCACGGCUCGACGGACUGGGUCAUCAUUGUCGUGGAGACCAAUGAUACUAAAAAGAAGAACAAGACGAACAUCCUGCCUCGCUCGUCAAUUGUGGACAAGAUCCGCAGUGACUUCUGCAACAAGCAGAGUGACAGAUGUGUGGUUCUGUCAGAUCCUCUGAAGGACUCUUCUCGAUCUCAGGAAUCCUGGAAUUCCUUGCUGCUAAAGCUACGAACUCUCCUCCUCAUGUCCUUCACUAAAAACCUGGGCCGCUUUGAAGAUGAAAUGCGCACACUACGAGAGAAGCGCACCCAGCCGGGCUGGAGCUUCUGUGAAUACUUCAUGGUCCAGGAGGAGUUGGCCUUUGUUUUUGAGAUGCUGCAGCAGUUUGAGGAUGCCUUGGUCCAGUAUGAUGAGCUGGAUGCUCUUUUCACCCAGUAUGUCCUUAACUUUGGAGCUGGAGAUACUGCUAACUGGCUCGGCUCAUUCUGCGCACCAGUGCGUAACUGGAGCGGUUUGUUGCUUCGGCGGCCCAUAGACAUGGAGAAGAGGGACGGGAUCCAGCGUGGAGAGGCCAGCCUGUUAGAUCUGAGAAGCUACCUUUUCUCUCGCCAGUGCACUUUACUAAUCUUCCUCCAGAGACCUUGGGAGGUCACACAGAGAGCGCUAGAGCUGCUCCACAACUGUGUACAGGAGCUCCGCCUGCUGGAGGUGCAGGUCCUUGAAGGGGCCUUGGACUGUUGGGUGUUUCUCAGCUGCUUGGAGGUUCUGCACCGGAUCGAGGGCUGCUGUGAUCCAGCCCAGUUAGCUGCAAACUGCUCCCAUACUGUCGGUCUCUGGGCUUAUGCUACAGAUAAGCUCAAGUCUCUGGGUGAACUCUGUGGCUUGGUGUCACAAAAGGGACCCACUUCUGAGGACCUGAACAGGACUGUAGAUCUGCUGGCUGGGCUGGGAGACGAGCGGCCUGAGACUGUCAACAGUUUGCAGAGCCCUUACAAAAAGCUGAAAGAAGCUUUGUCGUCUGUCGAAGCUUUUGAAAGGCACUAUCUUGAACUCUCUCAUGCUGCUAUGGAAAUGUACCGGGCCAUCGGCCGGCUUCGGUCUGCCAGACUGGUGGGAAAAAGCCUGGCUGAGUUCUACAUGAGGAAGGGCGAUCCCGAGCGGGCGGAAACCUUCUUACAGGAAGCUCUGAAGUCAUAUGUAUCAGAGGGGUGGAGCCUCCCUGUGACCCACACCAGGAGACAGAUUGCUGAGUGUCAGAAACUGCUGGACAAAACUGAAGCCUACUUACAAACCAGCGCUUUGUUGGCUGGUGACGUAAAUCUGACGACAGAGGAGAGAAAACACUUUUGUCAGGAAAUUCUGAGCUUUCCCGGCAAGUCUGGAGACAAAUCUCACAAAGUUACCCUCAGCAUGGGUGUUUUUGCGCAGCUCACACAGCUACAGUUCCAUCCAGCUACAGCCUCGGUGCACUCAGGAGCUGUCCUGCAGGUGGAGCUCACUCUGCGGUGUUUGAUGCCUGUGUCGGUGCACAUACAGCAACUAGUUGCCAGCAUUCACUUUGACGUCGAUCACGGAGGGACUCACGGGAGGCCUAAGGGAGCUCAGAAACAACCGCACCCCGGGACAGUAGUGUUUAAUCAGAGUAACUCAUCAGUGGGUCCUCCCUCCUCCGCAGUCACUGGGCCUUCGUUAGAGCUGGAUGAGAUUCAGGACAGGAGUCCUUCGGACAAUUCUCUCAACUCCACGGGAGUGAUAUGUAAAAACACUCACUUGCUCAUGCGUCGUCAUGACAGCAACUCGCCCCCAGACACCCCUAACUGUAUCAGCCCCCCUACUGUUGCCAUUAAGGAAGGAGCACAGAUGCUGAAGGUGCAGGAUGUAAUAUUAGAGCCUGGGAACAACAGCAUCACGUUCACUGCACCAAGUGGACAACCAGGUACUUACACACUGCGUCAGCUGUGUGCCACAGUCGGUGAGGUGCAGUUCAUCCUGCCUCAUAUCUACCCAUCGGUCCAAUAUGAAGUGUAUUCUCAGGAGCCCCAGCUCACUGUGGAGCCUCUCUCAGAGCCACUGUUGGCUGGUCUGCCUCAGAAGGUGAAGUUUACUCUGUUGACGGGUCAUUACACUGUGAAGAAAGGAGAUGCCCUGCAGCUCAGCAACACAGAAACCAUGCCCAUCCUGCCCUCCACCAGCUGCACCGCCCAAAUCAGUAGCCCUACUUCUGAGUUGGUGGGUGAAAGCACUUUGUCCAUUCAGUCAUCUGAAAAGGUGACGAGCAUCAGCCUUCCUCCGGCCCCUCCCUACCACACUCUAGAGUUCCAGCUGGAGGUUUUGUGCAUCAUCCCGUCCGGGGCCGACCGGCCCGCCAAUGAGAGGCUGACCAACGGAGAGGUCCGCCAUCGACCACGCAGCUACAGUCACCCCGACACACCAAUGACCGCCAUCGACCAGAGGAUGUCUAUCGACUGUCCGUGGUCGAUCUACUCCACGCUGCUGGCCCUUACCUUCUACAUCCCUUUCAAGACCAAACACUCACUGCUUUCUGCUGGUAACAGGAAGUACAUCCAGGUGUGUGUGCAGAAUGUGUCAGAUGUUAAUUUUACACUGGCAGAAGUAAAGCUGAUAGAGAAGCAGCACGCAUCGCUGGAACUACAAUCUCUCAACACUAAAACACAGCAGCUUCUGUGCUGUAAGCACAGUGUGUUCUGCUUGUGGGAGGUGAGGUGGAAGGAUGACCUGCCCUCCUGUCUCCAGUGUGUUUUCUCUGCCAACUUUUGUCCGCUCAGCCAAGACACUUCAGCCUACAAACCCUUCCACUACCAGUUCCAGCUUGAGAGAGUCACUACAUUGUACAGUGUGAGAGCGGAAAUCUCCCCUCCUGCCGGUGAGCAGUACUGUCGCUCUGGUGUCCUCUGUGGACUUGAGAUGUGUAUAACACGACUGACUGAACCAGCAGAGGGAGAGAUUGCAGAAGAGAGCAAGACCGACACCGAUGGCCCCAAAACCACCAAGCUCAUGUAUGAAGUGGCUGACAGUAGCAGUAACUGGGCGGUGUGUGGGAAGAGCUCAGGGAUGGUGGUGAUGCCAAUGACAGCGAGCGCCACCCACAGAGUCCAGAUCGAGGUGAUGCCUCUGUUCGCCGGACACCUGCCCUUCCCCAAGAUCAAAGUGCUGAAGUACCUGCCUCACACCGCAGCAGUGGCCAUUCAGCCAGACACCGACAGCUGCGUGGAGAACGACAGCCUGUCCCUGCUAGACAAGACGCUAGACGACCAAGGGGACACGGCGAGCAUCCGCAGCCGGGGCAGCAUCCACUCUGUGGGCAGCGGCGACCAGCAGCAGAAAGGCGCGGCCAUGCCGCGUCUUGAGCCUUUCAGCCCCGGACAGGUGUUCAACCACAGCCACGCACGCCAGGUCCUGGUGCUGCCAGCAACUGACGACCACAUCAUGGAGGUCAAUGCUACAUGACCCUGGUGACAGCAUCACCAACAGCCUUCAUGUAGGACUGAACCCAGGGCCUGGAUGGACUCUACUGAGAUUUUAAUCUGGGACAAAUCGGGUCCAUGAGUCCAUUUCUGAGACCGCUGCAGGUUGCCGGUAUGGACUCAUCCCUAAGCAUGACAUGUUCACCUCACUGGAGACAUUAUGGACUAGACAGUGAAGAGCCAAUGACAUCUGCUGAUAAAUUUAAAUAAAGAAUUUUCUUUGCCAUA
Messenger RNA from Archocentrus centrarchus (flier cichlid), 4140 nucleotides. RefSeq names its product trafficking protein particle complex subunit 10 (gene trappc10). Gene Ontology annotation, cellular component: TRAPPII protein complex. Gene Ontology annotation, molecular function: protein binding. The record is from RefSeq and is a predicted model, not a curated record. The transcript is spliced from 23 exons. NCBI's taxonomy places the organism in Eukaryota, Metazoa, Chordata, Actinopteri, Cichliformes, Cichlidae. Gene Ontology annotation, biological process: early endosome to Golgi transport; intra-Golgi vesicle-mediated transport. Bases 101 to 3895 code for a protein of 1264 amino acids.